Molecule: messenger RNA, 4182 nt
Organism: Silurus meridionalis
Lineage: Eukaryota; Metazoa; Chordata; Actinopteri; Siluriformes; Siluridae
Gene: pex5la
Product: peroxisomal biogenesis factor 5-like a
Exons: 16
Coding region: 427-2361 (644 amino acids)
Biological process (GO): protein import into peroxisome matrix, docking
Cellular component (GO): peroxisomal membrane; cytosol
Molecular function (GO): protein binding
Source: RefSeq, a predicted model, not a curated record
UUGAAUAAAACUCGCAAGCGUUAACAGCAACUACUAGAGGAGAGCAGUGGGAGGUGAGAGGAAAGAGAGAGAGACAAUGCUUCUACAGCAAACAAUUGCGCACAGGGACAGCUGAGCUCCAAGCGACUUGGAUAAGAGACUGAAAAGCGGCUCUCCUUCACAUUCUUUUUUUGCGCGAGUGCUGUGUCCAAGAACAAUCAGAAGAACAUCUCAUCCUGACACGCUGCAGUAGUCUUCAUGUGUGUAGCACUUCUUUCGAGAUAUUAUGUUUCGUUAGUUUGUGAACUCUUCUCUUUUUUCCCCCAUGCGACACUUGUUUUUGGUGUUUUAAGUGACUUGCAUUGACAGUCGGGAGAACCUCGAUUUGAUAAACUCUCAGCUCAAUAUGUACCAGGGGCAUCUGCAGAUACAUAACUAGACCUGGCCAUGAAGGCUGUGAUUUACAAGUGGAGAGCAAAUGUCAUUACAAAGAACAGGACAUCCCUGAGGAGAGGACAAGACAAAAACUUACCUAUGACAACAGUAAAGGAGCCACAGCAAUUUCAGGGGAAAGACUCUAGGGCUGCAGAUAAAGCCGUUGCCAUGGUCCUGAAGGAGAUUCCCAAUAAGGCGUCCCCAGAAGGCAAACCCCUCCUCACGGUGACCAACAAGCUGGUGAGCGAACAACAAGAGAGCCGUCCCUUGCUAAGCCCCUCCAUCGACGACUUCUUGUGCGAGACCAAGUGUGAUGGAGCUGCCCGCCCUGUGACCUCCAACACAGCAGUGCUGUCCUCUUCUCUGGACCUGCUGGACCUGAGUGAGCCUGGUGAGAGGAGGAACAGUAAAGGAAGAAAGAGUCCCAUGUCUAACAAGAGCACACCUUAUAGAAAGAAAACAGAUGAAACUGAGCUGAUACAGGUGGAUGUUGAACAGGGCAAACCAUGCCCUCAUACACCUGCGAAAGAUACGCUGGAUUCAGGUGCUCCUUCACCACUGGAGAAAUGGGAGGAUCUCAACCCUCAUCCAGAGAGAACCAGUAGCAGGAAAUGGAAGCUGGACAAAAGACGGUCGUCCAAAAACUCUGGAGAUUUUGCUUGGUCUACUGACAGCAAAACGCAACUUGAUACAGCCACCAAGAACUCAUUAGAAAUAAAUUACAAGACUGAGGCAGAGACGUCCCCUUCCACUCAACUCAACAAGCAGUAUAUUAGUGCAAGACAUAGCCGACUAAGCAAAGACCAGAGGUGGGGUGGAGCACUUCUAUCCAGAAACCAGUCUCUCGAAGAGGAGUUUGAGCGUGCCAAAGCAGCUGUGGAAUCAGACACUGAAUUCUGGGACAAGAUGCAGGCUGAGUGGGAAGAACUGGCUCGCCGAAACUGGCUUACAGAGAAUGAGCAGGCUCAGAUUCCCUCCACUGUAUCGCCUCAUGAAAAGGGAUAUUACUUCCACACAGACAAUCCAUAUAAAGACUGGCCAAAUGCAUUCGAGGAGGGGUUGAGAAAGGCCAGAGAGGGAGAUCUGCCAAACGCUGUUCUUCUUUUGGAGGCCGCCAUCCUUCAGGAUCCUCAAGACUCUGAGGCUUGGCAAGUCCUUGGAACCACACAAGCAGAGAAUGAGAACGAGCAGGCAGCGAUUGUCUCCCUCCAGAGGUGUCUGGAACUCCACCCCAACAACCUCCAGGCCCUCAUGGCACUGGCAGUGAGCUUGACCAACACAGGCAUGAAGCAGGAAGCGUGUGAGGCACUACUGGGCUGGAUGAGACAUAACCCAAAAUAUAAGCACCUCCUGAAAAACCGCAAUAACCAGCAGGGUUCACCAAGCUCUCGUCGCCUUUCCUACUCUACAUCCAUGACAUGCUCUCUGCUGCCUGAGGUAAAGGAGCUGUUCUUGGAUGCGGCCCAACAGAACCCAGACACGAUUGACCCGGACUUGCAGACAGGCCUGGGUGUGCUUUACAACCUUAGCUCUGAGUUCAACAAGGCUGUAGAUGCCUUCAAUGCUGCAUUGUCUGUUCGGCCAGAGGACUACUUGCUGUGGAAUCGUCUUGGGGCAACGCUAGCUAAUGGAGACCGCAGUGAGGAGGCAGUGGAAGCGUACACCCGAGCUCUGGAGCUCCAGCCUGGAUUCAUUCGCUCUCGCUACAACCUGGGCAUCAGCUGCAUCAACCUGGGUGCACACAGGGAAGCCGCAAGCAACUUCCUGACAGCGCUGAGCCUGCAGAGGAAAAGCCGGAGUCGGCAGCUCUCGCACCAGGUCAUGUCUGGGAACAUCUGGGCAGCACUGAGGAUAGCGCUUUCAAUGAUGGACCAGCCCGAGCUCUUCCAGGCGGCAAACAUCGGGGACUUGGACUUACUCAUGAGAGCCUUCAACCUGGACAUGUGAACCGGCAAUUAUUUUUGAGCCAAGAACCCAAAGUCCUUCAAAUAGAGGAAUUUUUUUUUUUGUGUGGUUUUUUUCGCAGAGCACCUUUACAUUCCUGAGAACUGCAUGGCAGUAUAUGAUUUCAGAGAAGAGCACAAUGGCUGAAAGAUUGUAGAAUUAUGCCUUAGAGAAAAUACAAGUUAGUGAUGUCUUGCCAGGUGGUGGACAGAUAUGCUGGAGGAACUAUGAAAAAAAUGUGUGCAACUCAAACCAGUUACACUCCUGUGUCUCCUGUAUGAUGAAACAGAUGCAGAUCUGGAUUGUCAGAUAGAUCAAAGCAAUAGUUUAGAAUUGUUCAGUGCUACAACCUACAGGUUCUAUUUUAGCUUUUUAUUAAAUGUAGUGCUAGAGAACAAAAACCUUUUUCUGUUGUUUGCUGUAACAUUUGCUGCAGACCCGACUGUAAAGCCUUAUUUAAAAUGCAUGAUGAACUGUUAGUAAUUUUACAGACCUAAUGGGGAACAUAGCAGAUGAGAUAAUUUGCCUAUUGAGGGCUUGUCGUUUACAAAGAAGCAUUUUUUUUUUUUAACCAGUCAAAGGUUUUUCUUUUGCAUAUUAUAUAUCUGAAUGCCAUAUAUAACUGUCUUAUGAAAGACCCACAAAAUAUGCAGGUGACUGUCCUCAGCAGUUCCAUUUGACAUGAAGUUAUCCAUUCUUGCAUUGUGACUUAAAGCUCAUUUAAAACUUUUGCUGCAUGUGAUGAGAAGUAUGAAAGUGUCAAAAAGCUUUAGGGGAAAGUAAUGAAUGAUGCAUAACCCAAGAUAAUGGUUUUAUUUAUUGUUUGUAAAGAUGGUAGCAGAUUACAAAAAAAGAAAAAGUUUGGUCAUGUUUUCUCAAAUUACUAAGGAAACACUCCAAAUAAUUAUGGAAACACAUGGUAGCUAGUUAAAUAUGUAUUUGUUUCGUCGACUGCCUAGCUAUGUCUAGCUAAAAGUAGUCCACAUAUACAGGACAACACAAAAUAGCAUGGACAACAAAAGGAAGUUUGCAUAUCCAUCUUUACAGGGCAUGGAUUCUUUGCUUGAAUACAGCAUGAAUGACCAAAUCGAUUUAUUUUGAUCAUUUUUUACAUUAAUCUCUUUAUAUCUUGCUUAUUUAAAAUGACUGUAAAACAGGCCUGUGCUUUUCUAGGUGAUUGCUUCUUACUGUAAGUGAUCUAACUGCUAUGUUGGUAGAGCUCGAGGAAUAUCUGACCCUUUUUUAGACCUCUGUACAAUCUCAGGUGAGAUGAUCUAGAUGACCUUAUACUCUAGAACUCCUUAUUUAUGAGGACUGCAUGAUGAAUGCACUUAUUUUUUCGAAUGCGGUAGCUUAAUUUAUAUGCAUGAAAUGGACAUGCCUCUUUUAUUCUAUCCCUAAUUUCUAUGACAUACACGUAAUCCUGAUUUUGCAUUUCAGUACAUAUCGAUCUUUAUGUACAUUUAACUUAAAGCAGAUUAUAUGAUAGUUACCGGUUUUGCAAUGCAAAUAGAAACUAGAUGAAUUAUACUUUAUUGCAUACCUGUUCAUACUGUUCUCACAAGAGACUAGAUUUACUGAAGCUUGCAGCGCCUGCAAAACAUGGCAUACAAAACAUAGCUCGAACAAACCACUGAUUUGACACGAAUCUGCCUCUACUACCACGUUACCGAUACUAUACAUACUACUGAAACUGUACAUGCUGCACCUCCCAAUACACAGGCUUCAUUAAGUCUGCUGCAACAUAUUUAAAACAACAGAAUAUAUCAAAUAUUGAGCAAACAUAUGAACUUUUAAAAUAAAAAUAAAAUUUAAUUUACACUG